UAUAAGACAGUGUGGUUUCCUCCGGUUCUUUCUCCCUGCAGCAUGGGGAAAAACAAACUACUUCAUCCAAGUCUGGUUCUCCUUCUCCUGGUCUUCCUGCCCACACAUGCCUCAGUCUCUGGAAAGCCACAUUAUAUGGUAUUGGUCCCCUCCCUGCUCCACUCUGGGACCCCUGAGAAGGGCUGCCUCCUUCUGAACCACCUGAAUGAGACAGUGACUGUAAGUGCUUCUUUGGAGUCUCUCAGGGAAAACAGGAGCCUCUUCACCGACUUGGUGGUGGAAAAGGACUUAUUCCAGUGCAUCUCCUUCACUGUCCCACAGACUUCAUCCAAUGAAGUAAUGUUCCUCACUGUACAAGUGAAAGGAGCAACUCAAGAAUUCAGGAAGAGAAGCACAGUGAUGAUCCAGAAGAAACAGAGUCUAAUCUUUGUCCAGACGGACAAACCCAUCUACAAACCAGGGCAGAUAGUGAAAUUUCGCAUUGUCUCAGUGGAUGAAAGUUUUCACCCUCUGAAUGAAUUGAUGACACUAGUAUACAUUCAGGAUCCCAAAGGAAAUCGCAUUGCACAAUGGCAGAGUCUCAAGUUGGAAAGUGGCCUCAAGCAACUGUCCUUCCCGCUCUCAUCUGAGCCCCUUCAGGGGACCUACUUGGUAGUGGUACGGACAGAAUCAGGUGAAAAAAAUCACCAGUUCACUGUGGAGGAAUUUGUGCUUCCCAAGUUCGAAGUACAAGUGACAAUGCCAAAGACAAUCACUAUCUUGGAAGAAGUGAUGAAUGUGUCAGUGUGUGGCCUAUAUACAUACGGGAAGCCUGUCCCAGGACAUAUGACCAUGAGGAUUUGCAGGAAGUAUAAUGAGCCUUCCCAUUGCUUUGGUGAAGAAUCGGAGGCAUUCUGCAUGAGAUUCAGUCAAAAGCUGAAUAGCCAGGGCUGUUUCUCUCAGCAAGUGAAAACCAAAUCCUUCCAGCUGAAGAGGCAAGAGUAUGAAAUGCGACUCAAAGCAGAGGCCAAGAUCCAAGAAGAAGGGACAGAUGUGGAAGAAACUGGAAGAGCAUCCACUGAAAUCACAAGAACCAUAACCAAACUCUCAUUUGUGAAAGUCGACUCAAACUUUAGACAUGGGAUCCCCUUUUCGGGGCAGGUGCGCCUACAGGAUGGGAAAGGUGUCCCCAUGCCAAAUCAGCUCAUCUUCAUCACAGCAAAUGAAGCUGACUAUCAGUCAAAUGCUACCACGGAUGAGCAUGGGCUCGUGCAGUUUUCCAUCAACACCACCAAAAUUACAGGCAACUCUCUUACUGUAAGGGUCAAGUAUAAAGAUCAUAGUCCCUGUUAUAGUGGUUAUAGAUGGCUGACAGAAGAAAAUGAAGAGGCACAACACACGGCCAGUGCUGUGUUCUCCCCAAGCAAGAGCUUUCUCCACGUCGAACCCAUGCCUGGUAAACUGCCGUGUGGCCAAACCCAGAUCAUCCAGGCACAUUAUAUUCUAAAUGGAUGGGUACUACAGGAGCAAAAGGAGCUUGUCUUCUAUUAUCUGAUAAUGGCAAAGGGAAACAUUGUCCGAACCGGGACUCACGUGUUGCCUGUGGAGCAGGGAGACUUGAAAGGCCACUUUUCUGUGUCACUCCCUGUGGACUCAGACUUGGCUCCCAUUGCCCGGUUGCUCAUCUUUGCCAUUUUACCUGAUGGAGAAAUGUUUGGGGAUUCUGCAAAAUAUGAUAUUGAAAAUUGUCUGGACAACAAGGUAAAUUUGAACUUCAGCCCAGCACAAACUCCAGCCUCACACAGCCAACUUCAAGUUUCUGCUUCUCCCCACUCCCUAUGUGCCCUGAGAGUAGUGGACCAAAGUGUGCUGCUCAUGAAGCCUGAAGCUGAGCUCUCUGCAUCCUCGGUUUAUGAACUGCUACCAAUAAAAGACCUCAGCGAUUUCCCUGGAGGUUUGAGUCUGGAAGAAGAGAAUGAGGAAUGUGUUGAUCACCAUAAUGUGUACAUUAAUGGAAUCCUAUAUUACCCAGUAUCAAAUACAAAUGAAAAAGAUAUGUAUAUGUUCCUACAGGGUAUGGGCUUAAAAGUAUUCACCAACUCAAAAAUUCGUAAACUGAAAGUUUGUACACCGCCUGAACGAUAUGAGGUGCACUAUGCAAGAUAUUCUGAACCAGUUGCACACCUUCACAAAAGCCAAAACCAUGAAGACCGAGUACUUGUUUCAGCAUCUCAAAAAGAGACUGUGCGAAAGUAUUUCCCUGAGACGUGGAUCUGGAACUUGGUGGCGGUGGACUCAUCAGGUGUGACUGAAUUAGGAGUAACUGUCCCUGACACCAUCACUGAGUGGAAGGCAGGGGCUUUCUGCCUGUCCAAUGACACUGGACUUGGUUUCUCUCCCACUGUCUCCUUCCGAGCCUUCCAGCCCUUCUUUGUGGAGCUCACAAUGCCGUACUCUGUGAUCCGUGGAGAGGCCUUCACCCUCAAGGCCACUGUGUUGAACUACCUUCCCGAAUGCAUCCGGGUCAGUGUGCAACUGGAAGCUUCUCCCGCAUUCCUUUCUGUCCCAGUGGAGAGUGAACAGGGCUCUCACUGCAUCUGUGGGAAUGGGCGUCACACUUUGUCCUGGGCAGUAACCCCAAAGACAUUAGGAAAUGUGAAUUUCACUGUGAGUGCAGAGGCACUGAAGUCUCAAGAACCAUGUGGCACUGAAGUGGCUGUGGUCCCUGAACAUGGAAAGAAAGACACAAUUAUUAAGCCCCUGUUGGUUGAACCUGAAGGACUAGAGAAGGAAGUAACAUCCAACUCCCUGCUUUGUCUAUCAGGUGCUGAGGUAUCAGAACAAUUAUUGUUGAAGCUGCCACCAAAUGUGGUAGAAGAAUCUGCCCGAGCUUCUAUCUCAGUUUUGGGAGACAUACUAGCCUCUGCCAUGCAAAACACACAAAAUCUCCUCAAGAUGCCUUAUGGCUGUGGAGAGCAGAACAUGGUUCUCUUUGCUCCCAACAUCUAUGUUCUGGAUUAUCUAAAUGAAACACAGCAGCUGACUAAUGAAAUCAAGUCCAAGGCCAUUGGCUAUCUCAACACUGGUUACCAAAGACAAUUAAAUUACAAGCACCAUGAUGGCUCCUACAGUACCUUUGGAGAGAAGCAUGGCAGGAGCCAGGGCAAUACUUGGCUUACAGCCUUUGUACUGAAGACUUUUGCCCAAGCUCGAAGAUAUAUCUAUAUUGAUGAAGAACACAUUACCCAAGCCCUCCUCUGGCUCUCCCAGAAGCAGAAGGACAAUGGCUGUUUCAGGAGCUCUGGGUCACUGCUCAACAAUGCCAUAAAGGGAGGAGUAGAAGAUGAAGUGACCCUCUCUGCCUAUAUCACCAUUGCCCUUCUGGAGAUUCCACUCUCAGUCACUCAUCCUGUCGUCCGCAAUGCCCUGUUUUGCCUGGAAUCAGCCUGGAAGUCAGCAAAGGAAGGAGCCCAUGGCAGCCAUGUCUACACCAAGGCCCUGUUGGCCUAUGCAUUUUCCCUGGCAGGGAACCAGGACAAGAGGAAAGAAAUAAUGAAAUCACUUGAUGAAGAAGCUGUGAAAGAAGGUAACUCUGUCCACUGGACACGACCGCAGAAACCCAGGGUACCAGUGGGUCUCUUGUUCCAACCCCAGGCUUCCUCUGCUGAGGUGGAGAUGACAGCUUAUGUACUCCUCGCUUACCUCACCACUCAGCCAGCACCAACCUCAGAGGACCUAACAUUUUCAGCAAACAUUGUCAGGUGGAUCACAAAGCAACAGAAUUCCCAUGGCGGUUUCUCUUCCACCCAGGACACUGUGGUGGCUCUCCAUGCGUUGUCCAAAUAUGGAGCAGCUACUUUUACAAGGACUGGGAAAGCUGUCCAGGUGACCAUCCAGUCCUCAGGGACAUUUUCCAAAGAAUUCCAAGUGAACAACAACAACCGCCUGUUACUCCAGCGGGUCUCCUUGGAAAGGGUACCUGGGGAAUACAGCAUUAAAGCCACAGGAGAAGGCUGUGUCUACCUGCAGACAUCCUUGAAAUACAAUAUUCUCCCAAAAAAAGAAGAGUUCCCAUUUGCUUUAGAAGUACAGACUCUGCCUCAAACUUGUGAUGGACAUAAAGCCCGCACCAGCUUCCAGAUCUCACUGAAUAUCAGUUACAUUGGAAGUCGUUCUGCUUCCAACAUGGCCAUUGCUGAUGUGAAGAUGGUAUCUGGCUUCAUCCCCCUGAAACCAACAGUGAAAAUGCUUGAAGGAUCUGACCACGUGAGCCGGACUGAAGUCAGCAACAACCAUGUCUUGAUUUACCUGAAUAAGGUGUCAAAUCAGAUACUGAGCUUAUCUUUUACGGUUCUACAAGAUAUUCCAGUAAGAGAUCUGAAACCAGCCAUAGUGAAAGUCUAUGAUUACUAUGAGACAGAUGAGUUUGCAAUUGCUGAGUACAGUGCUCCUUGCAGCAAAGAGCAUGAAAAUGCUUAAGGAACAUGUUUGACUGGAGUCCCUGUUCUCAGAACUUCACAAGCAAAAAACUGUUUUUGUAUCUAUUAAAGAUUUCAUCAAUAAAUCUUUUUUCUU
Messenger RNA from Castor canadensis (American beaver), 4554 nucleotides. It is a transcript of the gene A2m, whose product is annotated as alpha-2-macroglobulin. Lineage: Eukaryota; Metazoa; Chordata; Mammalia; Rodentia; Castoridae. The record is from RefSeq and is a predicted model, not a curated record. Gene Ontology annotation, cellular component: extracellular region. Gene Ontology annotation, molecular function: endopeptidase inhibitor activity; protease binding.